Messenger RNA from Thlaspi arvense, 1206 nucleotides. Lineage: Eukaryota; Viridiplantae; Streptophyta; Magnoliopsida; Brassicales; Brassicaceae. The record is from the annotation of a GenBank genome assembly.
AUGGUUACUGAUAAUCACCGAGAAGAUGGUGAAGAGGAGAAAAUGCUUCUACUCAGCGAAAACGAAGUCGACGGUGCAUCGGAGCUUCAGAUGUAUCGCAUCCACUCGAUCGAAGCAACGGUUCUGAUUCGUCAGUUACCGUCGCAAGGAAUCUCCUUCAAGCUCUGGCUUCCUGCAACCACUCUCGUUACGCUUCUCGAUAACUACCGUCGUGACCCAAGCAGCAGCCCCCUCACUCGCACACUCUCUAAUUUCAGAUCCGACGGCUCAGACUCUUCACGGCUUAACAUCGUCGAGCUCGGAUCUGGAACAGGGAUCGUCGGAAUCGCGGCGGCUGCGACGCUAGGUGCUAAUGUUACAUUGACGGAUCUCCCAAACGUCAUCGAGAAUCUCAAAUUCAACGCCGACGCGAACGCUGAGGUCGUGGCUAGACUCGGCGGGAAUAUACACGUGGCGCCUCUCCGGUGGGGAGAAGCUGCUGACGUGGAGGCUUUGGGUCAAAGUGUUGACUUAAUUCUUGCGUCUGACGUGGUCUACCACGAACAUCUUUAUGACCCUCUCCUUAAAACGCUGCGUUUUAUGCUCUUAGAAGGAGAUGAUAAAGACGCAAAGAGAGUGUUGCUUAUGGCUCAUCUCAAGAGAUGGAAGAAAGAAUCGAUCUUCUUCAAGAAAGCUCGGAAGUUUUUCGAUGUUGAGGCUAUACACCGUGAUGAUCCUCAAGAAGGUUCUCGAACUGGAGUUGUUGUAUGUACUGAGAAUGACGAAGUCUCGAGGAAAGAGAGAACGAAAGAAGAAAUGACUUUAGGGCUGCUAAACGCGAAUCCAGUUGUGCAGGCUAAGAAGGAACGUCUCGUUCGUACACAAGAUCAAUAUAGAAAUUGUGGCGUUGAUCCUCUCGAUAUCUAUGAUAUCCUUUCUUCUAUUUCAGUCUGGAUAACGUUUACACCGACGAUCCAGCAUUGUAGCAUGGCAAAUUUAAUUGGUCUGUGUUUAAGAGCUAAGCUUAGAGAAUGUUUGCCACUUCAUUAUAAGAUUGAUAUCAAAGUCUCUCCUGGUUCUCACGCCGAUGAAGAUUCAGGUGAGGUCAUUUAUGCUGUUGCAGUGAAUAAACAGUUGAAUGAUAAAGAAAGAGUGAUAGCUGCAUUGGAGAAUCCUAAUCUCCGCCAGCUCGUGGAUGAGUGUAUCGUCGUCUCCAGUGAGAUGUAA